This is a messenger RNA of Lotus japonicus, 3744 nucleotides long. RefSeq names its product LRR receptor-like serine/threonine-protein kinase HSL2. Gene Ontology annotation, biological process: protein phosphorylation. NCBI's taxonomy places the organism in Eukaryota, Viridiplantae, Streptophyta, Magnoliopsida, Fabales, Fabaceae. Bases 608 to 3556 code for a protein of 982 amino acids. Gene Ontology annotation, molecular function: ATP binding; receptor serine/threonine kinase binding; protein kinase activity. The record is from RefSeq and is a predicted model, not a curated record. The transcript is spliced from 2 exons.
AAAUAGGAUUAGGUGUGUUAGGGGGAAUAAUUCCAAUUUCAGAACUCUGGAAUGUUUGAAAUCUUAAAUCAUCAAGCUCUAUCUACUACCACUAGCGGUUCCUAUGCUAUACCAUGAUCACUCUCUUUUUGCCUAACACUCUUUCGUGAAGCCAAUUGAUAUACAGAAUAAAGCGAUCCCAAGAAAACGAUUCUUCUUCUGGAAGCAUACAUGCCUUCUAGACUCUGCUCUUCUGUUACUGCUUCCACAUGUAAAAUGCUCAGUCCUUUAAUUUAAAGUCGGUGCCUUUUCCCAUUUCUCAUCCAAAUCUUCCAAAAGACCAAUCACGUUUCCCCUGCAUGAAUAACAGAAACUCACGAGCAACAUCACUACUCAUUGUUGUCUCACAUUACAUUAGGGAUAUGCUUGGUUUUAGUUCUAGAUUCAGUAGACCGCGUGGAUCCAUCCUUCCAAAAACAACUAUUCAUCGCUUCAAUUUGAUGUAAAAUCCUACUAGACGUGGAUCCACUUGUAUUUUCGAAACACAAUCUAUAACACAACACCUUCCUCUUCAAUUACAAACACCCUCCUCAAAAUUUCACCAUUCUCAUUAUCUGUGUUCUAGAGGAUGCAGCAGCAACAUCCUUUCCCCAUUUUGCUACUAUGCUUGCUGUUCUCAAGUGGAAUUGCCACAGCAUCACUGGCUAGAGACUAUGAGAUUCUGCUCCGGGUCAAGAACACACAGCUUCAAGACAAGAACAAGAGCCUCCAUGACUGGGUUUCAACCACAAACCACAACCCUUGUAACUGGACUGGCAUCACCUGCGAUGCUAGAAACAAAUCAGUUGUCUCCAUUGAUCUCUCCGAAACUGCAAUUUACGGCGAUUUCCCGUUCGGUUUCUGCCGCAUCCACACCCUCCAGAGCCUCAAUGUUGCAGGCAAUUUCCUCAGCAAUGCUAAUUCAAUCUCUCCACAAACACUUCUCCCUUGUUCCAACCUCCAACGCCUAAACCUCUCCGACAACUUAUUCGUCGGUGACUUACCGGAGUUCCCACCGGGGUUCACCAAGCUAACACACCUAGACCUCUCAAGGAACAACUUCACCGGCAACAUUCCGGCCAGCUUCGGCCGGUUUCCGAAGCUGACCGUGCUCGUUUUAACCGCGAACCUUCUCACCGGAACAAUUCCUCCAUACUUAGGCAACCUCAGCGAGCUAACUCGAUUGGAAUUAGCUUACAAUCCAAUGAAACCAGGUCCAUUACCUUCCCAGAUAGGAAACCUUUCUAACCUGGAAAACUUGUUCCUCACCCAGUUGAACCUCAUAGGAGAAAUACCAAGCUCCAUUGGCAACCUUGCAUCACUCAACAACUUGGAUUUGUCAGAUAACUUUCUCUCCGGUGAGAUUCCAAACACCAUUUCAGGGUUGAAAAGUGUGAUUCAAAUUGAGCUUUACCUUAACAAUCUCUCCGGUGAAAUACCUCAAGGCUUUGGAAACCUCACCAGUUUGGUUUACUUAGACCUCUCUCAGAACGCUCUCACCGGAGCAUUCCCAGAGGAACUAGCUUCCUUGAAUCUCUCUUCUCUGAACUUGAAUGACAACCUUCUUGAAGGUAAAGUCCCUGAAAGCUUAGCUGCAAAUCCGAACCUGGUUCAACUGAGACUCUUCAACAACAGCUUCACCGGGAAACUACCUCAGGAUCUGGGGCGAAACUCUCCGAUAGAGGAAUUCGAUGUUUCAUCGAAUUACUUCACCGGAGAGUUUCCCAAGUUACUCUGCGAGAGGAACAAGCUUCAGAAUCUCAUCGCAUUCACGAAUGGUUUUUCUGGAAAUCUCCCUGAUGAGUACCAGAAUUGUCAUUCCCUGGAAUACGUGAGAAUCGAGUUUAACGAAUUCUCCGGCGAGGUGCCGCCGCGGAUUUGGAGCCUUCCACGGCUUUACUUUAUGAAAAUGCACAACAACAGGUUCGAAGGUCCUCUCUCUGCUUCCAUCUCCGGCGCCACGGGACUCACCAAGCUCCUUUUAUCCUCUAACAACUUCUCCGGGAAGUUACCGGCGGGAAUCUGCGAACUCAUUCACCUCUUGGAGAUUGACAUCAGCAACAACCGGUUCACCGGUGAAGUUCCUACCUGCAUUACCGGGUUGAGGAAGUUGCAGAAGCUCAGGAUGCAGGAUAACAUGUUCACCUGCGAGAUUCCGGGUAACGUGACCUCAUGGACUAAGUUAACCGAGCUGAACUUGUCGCACAACCGAUUCUCCGGUGAAAUCCCGCCGGAGCUUGGUAGCCUGCCGGACUUAAUAUACCUUGACCUUGCCGCGAAUUCGCUGACCGGGGAGAUUCCGGUGGAUUUGACGAAGCUAACACUGAACCAGUUCAACCUCUCUGAUAAUAACUUGUCCGGGGAGGUUCCUUCAGGUUUCAACCACCAACGGUACUUGCAGAGUCUCAUGGGAAACCCUGGUCUCUGCAGCCAGGUGAUGAAAACCCUGCAUCCAUGUUCAAGACACAGACCAAUUCCUCUUGUUGUUGUGAUCAUUUUAGCUAUGUGUGUUAUGGUUCUCGUGGGGACCCUGGUUUGGUUCCAGAAGAGAAAUUCACGUGGAAAAUCCACAGGUAGCAACUUUAUGACAACCAUGUUCAAAAGAGUGGGGUUCAAUGAGGAAGACAUCAUGCCUUUUAUAACCAGCGAGAACGUGAUUGGGAGUGGUAGUUCAGGGCAAGUGUACAAGGUGGAAUUGAAGACGGGGCAGACCGUGGCGGUGAAAAAGCUCUGGGGCGGGACGCAGAAACCGGACAUGGAAUCGGUGUUCAGGUCGGAGAUUGAGACAUUGGGUGUAAUUAGGCAUGCUAAUAUUGUGAAACUGUUGUUUAGUUGCAGUGGGGAUGAAUUCAGAAUAUUGGUUUAUGAGUACAUGGAGAAUGGGAGCUUGGGUGAUGUUCUGCAUGCUGAAAAAUGUGGGGAGUUGGAGGAUUGGUCCAAAAGGUUCACCAUUGCAGUGGGUGCAGCUCAGGGUUUGGCCUAUUUGCACCAUGAUUGUGUGCCCGCGAUUGUUCACCGGGACGUGAAGAGUAAUAACAUAUUGCUAGACCAUGAUUUUGUUCCUCGCGUAGCUGACUUUGGAUUGGCUAAGACAUUGCAGCGCGAGGCCGGGGAAGGUCCUAUGUCCAGAGUUGCAGGAUCAUAUGGUUACAUUGCUCCAGAAUAUGCUUAUACACUGAAAGUGACUGAGAAGAGCGAUGUGUAUAGUUUUGGUGUGGUACUGAUGGAAUUGGUUACCGGAAAGAGGCCUAAUGACUCUUCCUUUGGUGAGAGCAAAGAUAUAGUGAAGUGGGUCACUGAGACUGCUUUAUCACCAUCUCCUGAAGGUAGUAACAUCGGAGGAGGUCUCAGUUGUGUUCUGUCUCAGAUUGUGGACCCAAGAUUGAACCCAGACACUUGUGAUUAUGAAGAGGUUGAGAAGGUUUUGAAUGUGGCUCUGCUCUGCACCUCAGCAUUUCCCAUUAAUAGACCCUCAAUGAGAAGGGUGGUUGAGUUGCUCAAGGGCCAUAAACCUUCUCCUGUAUGCAGGAAAACUUAACAAGUUCUGUAGGAAAUUUUGAACAUAUAUUUAUGAAGGACACUAACUAUUAUGAGUGAUUGUUUAGUUGCUAAUUGUAUGUAGUUCUUCUUGUACACAUUAUGACGUGCGAAACAUGUCUUGAACUUUUGAUCAAAACAAAAGUAAUUAGUGAAUUGGAAAGUUACUGUCAUUCUAUACUCGAGAAA